Schistosoma turkestanicum is the source of this 1896-nucleotide messenger RNA. The record is from the annotation of a GenBank genome assembly. NCBI's taxonomy places the organism in Eukaryota, Metazoa, Platyhelminthes, Trematoda, Strigeidida, Schistosomatidae.
CUUGAAUUAAAAUUUCUCAUAGAUUUAUCUUUAUCCUAUUACAAUGAUUCCUUGAAUCAAUGGGAGCCACUGAUUGAAACUUUACCUGAAGAAGGUGAUCGUAUGUGGUCGCUUCAAUUAGAAUUAAUCAGUAUGAAUAAUAAUACUAGUAAUACUAGUAAUAAUAAUAAUAAUAAUAAAGCAGAAUGUUUAACCAACGACGAUGGUGUUGAUAAUGCUGAUGGUGAUGAUGAUUGGGUGAAUGUUGGCUGUUUACAAGCAUCAACUAAUACAAUAUUAAUUCUAUCUAGAGAUAAUUUAGAAAUUACUAUUUCAAAAAUUGCUUUAGAUAUGUUGAAUAAUUUGGGUCGUUCAUUUGAAGCAGCCUAUAAAUUAAAAAAUAUCAAAUCGAAAUACAACGAUUCUACCGAUCACAUUGUAGCACCUUAUCGUAUUGUCAAUAAAACUGGAUGUCAACUAGUAAUAAGAUAUAAUGCACAAGCUUUAUCAUUGGUCCAUUUCAAUAAUGAUCAUUCAAUCAUUCAAACCAAUUCUACUCAAACAUCACUAGGAUCUUCUGAUAAAGCAGUGAUUUCAUCAAGUACUGGACAGGAUUCAACAGCAGCAGCAACAACAACAACAAAUCAACAUCAAUCAAUCAUACUUGAUUCACAACGCGAAAUGGGAUUCUCUGAGUUGACAAAAACUGAAAGAACUCGAUCGAUUGUUUCCACAUACAAAGAUUCACGUCAUCAUAUAUGGAUAUCUCUGUCAAAUGCAAGUGAUCAAUCUGUGCCUCGCAGUUCCAUAUCAAAUUCUGAGGUUGUUUUUCAAUUAUAUCGUGGUGAUAGUGAAUUGCUUUGUUUAGCUAAAGAUUCCAAUAAUAAUGAGGAGAAAACAUCGAAUAAAUCAGAUCGUCGCAUUACCAUUUAUCCUAUUGUUGCUGAUGUUGAAGCAUGUCUUGGUGUGAAAUCGAUCACAUUCCGUUCUACAGUUCAAAUUUUGAAUAAUACAUCUGAACGUAUUUGUAUUUAUUCACUAUUGAUCAAAUCAUCGGAAUCAACCAAUCAACAACAACCUGGUUUAUUAACCACUAUUGAUGCUGGUCAUUUGUAUUCACUUCCUGUGGAAAUAGUGAAUUCACGUCGACAAACCGGUAUAUUUAUUGGACCGGAACUGGAAAAACCAGUAAUUUCAACAACUCCUGUCUAUUGGCCAGAAUUUGCUUGUGGAGUUGAAAAAUACACACCGAGUAAUGCCGAUUCUCAUUUACCAUUUCUUGCACCAUAUGCUCAAGCUGUAUCCUCAACAAAUAUCGAUUCUAAAACAUGUAGUUCAUCACAAUUUCAAUGGCCUAAUCAAUUAGUUGAAUGUCGUCCAAACAAUACUUGUAGUAGUACUAGUAAUAAUAAUAAUGACUCAGUAUACUUUUACAAUGUAGUUGUAGUAAAUCAUGAUUAUCAAUCUAAUCCGUUUGAUGAUCAGUUUAAUAAAACUACUACUACUACAACAACUAGUAGUACUACUGCUACUACUACUACCUGUAACAUUGAUCAUCAGCGUAAAACAUCAUUAACUGCAGUGGCUGAUGAAUUGCGUACAACACAAAGUAAAAUGCUACAUGGUGAUAAAUUACACGUGUCAUAUUGUGAUUUUCAAAUGAUUAUUCAAACAGCUGUGGUAUUUUAUAAUCAAUUGCCGUUUCCAAUUAGUUUUAUGUUAUCAAAUAUUACCAAUGAAAUCUCUGCUGGUAGUCAUUAUGCAUUGAAAUCUAUACCACCAAAUAAGGCAUUUAUUGAAAUUUCAUUCGAAUACAAUGGUAAUGUGUAUCGAGGCAAAUUGGAACUACAUUUACAAAUGGAUGAAUAUAGUGUGAUUGAAUUUGAUUCGCGUAAAGAAUAUGAAUCUUGUAAUUUG